AUUUCGCUCGCUAUUCCAGUCCGACUUGGACGCCGCCUCCUCCCUCCCGAGUCCUCUCCCCACCUCGCCCGCCGCCGCAGGCGAAACCCUAGCCCCACCGAGCAACCUCACGCGGGCCGCGCUGCGGAGCUGUAGGGGAGAUGGAACACGGCGUCGCCACGCACGGGGCACUCCUCGCCGCCGCUCCUCUCGCCGGCCGACGGUCCCAGCUCCCCCUCUCGCCGCCGCCACUGCCACCGUCUAUUCAGAUUCAGAAUCGACUUUAUUCGAUCUUGUCACUCCCACUAAAGGCUAGGCCAGUGAGAAGAUGCGGAGCUUCUCUAGCAAGCAACUACACCAGGCAAACAUUUGAAUCGGUUGAUUUGGACUGGGAAAACCUUGGUUUUGGAAUUGUGCAAACUGACUAUAUGUAUAUCGCGAAAUGUGGGCCUGAUGGGAACUUUUCUGAGGGUGAAAUGGUGCCGUUUGGACCCAUCGCACUGAAUCCGUCUUCAGGAGUCCUAAAUUAUGGACAGGGAUUGUUUGAGGGCCUAAAGGCAUAUAUGAAAACUGAUGGGUCCAUCCUAUUAUUUCGCCCGGAGGAAAAUGCUUUGAGGAUGCGAUCUGGUGCUGAGAGGAUGUGCAUGCCUGCACCUAGUGUUGGGCAGUUUGUUGAUGCGGUGAAACAAACUGUUCUAGCAAAUAAGAGAUGGGUGCCUCCUACUGGUAAAGGAUCUUUGUAUAUUAGACCACUUCUUAUGGGAAGUGGGCCCGUUCUUGGUCUUGCACCUGCUCCUGAAUAUUCAUUCAUUAUAUUUGUCUCCCCUGUUGGGAACUACUUUAAGGAAGGUUUAGCACCAAUAAAUUUGAUAGUUGAAGACAAGUUUCAUCGUGCUACUCCUGGUGGAACUGGUGGUGUGAAGACCAUUGGAAAUUAUGCUUCGGUGUUGAUGGCACAGAAAAUUGCGAAGGAAAAAGGCUAUUCUGAUGUUCUCUACUUGGAUGCUGUUCACAAAAAGUAUCUUGAAGAAGUUUCUUCAUGCAACAUUUUUGUUGUCAAGGGCAAUGUUAUUUCUACUCCGGCAAUAAAAGGAACAAUAUUACCAGGUAUCACAAGGAAAAGUAUUAUCGAUGUUGCUCUGAACAAGGGAUUCCAGGUUGAGGAGAGGCUUGUGUCGGUGGAUGAACUGCUUGAUGCUGAUGAAGUGUUCUGCACGGGAACUGCUGUCGUAGUGUCUCCUGUUGGGAGUAUUACAUAUCAAGGGAAAAGGGUGGAGUAUGGCCACCAAGGAGUCGGCGUCGUGUCUCAGCAACUAUACACCUCACUGACAAGCCUCCAGAUGGGUCAAACGAAAGACUCGAUGGACUGGACUGUGCAACUAAAUUAGUCUUGACCGUGCAUCAUCCUCGUGCAGAUGGCUUCUAGAUCUCAUCUAGAUGAUCAUGAUCAUGCCAGCCCCUUCAUUUUUGUAGUAUGCAAUGGAAUGGCGUCCUGUUGUCUAUUUCGUAGACGGUGCUCGUCGUGCCAGCUCGAACUACAAUCAUCUGUACCUUUCAUUUCUAUAGCAUCUACUAGCUGUUUUGUUGUGGACA
Messenger RNA from Phragmites australis (common reed), 1572 nucleotides. Its product is annotated as branched-chain amino acid aminotransferase 2, chloroplastic-like. The transcript has 10 exons. NCBI's taxonomy places the organism in Eukaryota, Viridiplantae, Streptophyta, Magnoliopsida, Poales, Poaceae. Gene Ontology annotation, biological process: branched-chain amino acid metabolic process. Gene Ontology annotation, cellular component: chloroplast. Gene Ontology annotation, molecular function: branched-chain-amino-acid:2-oxoglutarate transaminase activity. The coding region runs from base 141 to 1367 and encodes 408 amino acids. The record is from RefSeq and is a predicted model, not a curated record.